CAUUCAUUCACGAUCCAUUCAUUCACGAUCCACGACUUCACGAACCACGACCUCACGAACCACGACCUCACGAACCACGACCUCACGAACCACGACCUCACGAACCACGACCUCACGAACCACGACCUCACGAACCACGACCUCACGAACCACGACCUCACGAACCACGACCUCACGAACCACGACCUCACCAUCCACGACCUCACCAUCCAC
Messenger RNA from Zymoseptoria tritici IPO323, 213 nucleotides. RefSeq lists its product as uncharacterized. Lineage: Eukaryota; Fungi; Ascomycota; Dothideomycetes; Mycosphaerellales; Mycosphaerellaceae. The record is from RefSeq and is a predicted model, not a curated record. The transcript has a single exon. The annotation marks the transcript as partial.